Parastagonospora nodorum SN15 is the source of this 1005-nucleotide messenger RNA. RefSeq lists its product as hypothetical. The transcript has 3 exons. Bases 1 to 1005 code for a protein of 334 amino acids. NCBI's taxonomy places the organism in Eukaryota, Fungi, Ascomycota, Dothideomycetes, Pleosporales, Phaeosphaeriaceae. The record is from RefSeq and is a predicted model, not a curated record.
AUGGAGAAGUACAGCCAAUUCCGCGACAAAGCAAUCGCGCCCUUCCUCCCCGUCCCGCCCGCGCCUGCGAGUUUCCUCUGGACGCCUGUGUCGGUCACGUUGUUUCUCUGCCGCUUGCCCUUCCUGCUGGGUAUAUCGCUUAUAUACUUUUGCUUCUUGGAGUGGAUUCCGGUUGGCGGUGGAGGGUUGGGACAUGCAGUCAAGUACUGUGCGCUUUGGUUGAUGUUGGGGAUUCCGGGGGUUUGGUGGGUGGAUUUGCAGGUUGAUGGGGUGCGGAGGGGGCAGCUUCACACUUCCGGCGACCACCUCCCCCGCGCCGGCUCCAUCAUCGCAUCCUCGUUCACAUCUCCGCUCGACCCGCUCUACCUCGCCGCCAUCUUCCAACCAAUCUUCACCCGCUCCUACCCACACACCCGCAAAGUCGAGCGCAUAACCCUCUACUCCGCCAUAAAACUCGCCUUCUCCUCGCCCUCCCUUACACCCCGCGACCCAGCCGCCCUGGUGUCCCUCGCCGACCUCACCGCAUCCAACCCCAGCAAAAUCAUCUGCGUCUUCCCCGAGACGACGACGACCAACGGCCGCGGCAUACUGCCUUUGUGCCCGAGCCUGCUCAGCGCCGAUGGCAAGACGAAAAUCUACGCGGUCAAUCUGCGCUACGCGCCGCAGGACAUCACAACCCCCGUGCCAGGCCAGUAUGUAAAAUGGUUCUGGCGCCUCCUACACAAGCCCACGCACCAAAUGCGCGUGCGCAUCGCUACCAAGAUAUACAACUCCAAGACGCUGGAUCAGCUGGUCAAGGCGGCGGCGAGUGCGAGUGGGUAUGAUGCGAAUAUCUUCGAUGGGGAGGCGUUUCAGGAUGAGGACGGGGAGGUGAGCAGGGAUGAACAGGCGGUGCUUGAUCGCGUGGGAGAGGAUUUGGCGAGGUUGGGGAGGGUCAAGAGGGUGGGGCUCGGCGUGGAGGAGAAGGUGGGGUUUUUGAGGGUUUGGGGGAGUAGGAAGAGGUAG